UUCGACUAGCAAGCCUAGUGUUGGUUAUCGUGACUAUACACAUUAUCGAACAUUGGGAAACUAGAUUCGUCUAUUUUUUAUCAAAGUCACGUGGUCAGGACACUCGUAAACAAGAGAUAAUGGAAUACCAGCGGAUGACCUCGACGUCAGGAAGCUCUACGCAGACGCUUUUCUGGAGUUUUGCCGGGCACGGGAUGUUCCAAACCGGAAGCUCAGCCCUUCCUCGCGAUUAUCUUUCUGAGGAACGUGGGGACCAGACGAAUCUGAUUAUCAACUACAUGCCGCAGGACAUGAAUGAGCCAGAACUGCGCCGCCUGUUCAACGAGUACGGUGAGAUCCGUAAGCACAGGAUCAUCCGGCACGCCGGUUCAGGACUAAGCUGUUGUUAUGGUUUCGUGGACUUCAUAUCUCCACGUCAGGCAACGGCUGCCCAGCAAAGCCUGGACGGCACCGUUAUCCGCGGCAAGCGACUUAAGGUAUCCUUCGCCCGACGUCCGGGAGAUGAGCUCAAGAACUGCAACCUGUACGUGGCCCAUCUUCCGUCUUACAUAAACGAAAAGAUACUUCGCGAAAUGUUUUCUGUCUAUGGCAACGUCUUGGAUGUGAAUGUGAUGCGGAACAAGAUCACUAGGGAGCCCACUGGUGUGGCCUUUAUAAAGUUUGGAAAUCACCGGGAGGCAGAGUUGGCUAAGUAUGGCCUAGACCGGCACAAUAUGGAAGGCGGCAACCGGCCCAUUAAGGUGAAGUUCGUGGAUAAUCCUAAGAAUUCCAAGCAAAAUCACACCUCCAACGGUCUGCAGUUCAAGUACUUGGGCGAUUUUCCACAAUCGAUGAAGCGCCGACAGGGAAUGGACAGUCAGGAGGACUUCAAGCGUUCGCGUUGAUCUUCUGUGAAGAAGAUAAAAUAAAAAAAAGAAGUUUGGUCCGUCCUUCUACUUGUCAUUAAUUUUAAACAAAUGGAAUAUAUUAUUUAAAAUAAACGUUCGGCCAAAAACUACGGUUUAAAUGAAA
Molecule: messenger RNA, 1011 nt
Organism: Drosophila eugracilis
Lineage: Eukaryota; Metazoa; Arthropoda; Insecta; Diptera; Drosophilidae
Gene: maca
Product: sex-lethal homolog
Exons: 3
Coding region: 120-884 (254 amino acids)
Cellular component (GO): ribonucleoprotein complex
Molecular function (GO): RNA binding
Source: RefSeq, a predicted model, not a curated record